Molecule: messenger RNA, 1670 nt
Organism: Andrographis paniculata
Lineage: Eukaryota; Viridiplantae; Streptophyta; Magnoliopsida; Lamiales; Acanthaceae
Product: cysteine synthase 2
Exons: 7
Coding region: 114-1361 (415 amino acids)
Cellular component (GO): cytoplasm
Molecular function (GO): cysteine synthase activity
Source: RefSeq, a predicted model, not a curated record
AGCCCAGUGCCUGUUGGGCUCAAUCCAAUCUCGUGAUUAUUUGCCGACUUCCUCUGUGGUCGAUUACAGUUGGUUUUCCGACCAAAACUCAACCAAUCUAGGGCGGUUCAAGGAUGGCGCCACCGGUAAGGGCCGUCGGCGCAGUUGUGUCGGCACUUUCCCUAGUAGCGGUACUUUCUUACGUAAUUGUAGCCAGCAAGCGGAGCCGUUCAAAAUCUUCGAGCGGGAAGUCUUCGGUGAGAAGUCCUAGAAGUGGACUCGUCGCUGCCAUUGGCAACACACCUCUAAUCAGGAUCAAUAGUCUCUCCGCCGCCACCGGCUGCGAAAUUCUUGGGAAAGCAGAGUUCUUGAAUCCUGGAGGGAGCGUGAAGGAUAGAGUGGCUGUCAAAAUCAUCGAAGAGGCACUGCAAUCAGGAGGUCUGUUUCCAGGGGGAGUAGUCACUGAAGGAAGUGCAGGAAGCACAGCUAUUAGCCUUGCCACAGUUGCUCCAGCUUAUGGAUGCCAAUGCCAUGUGGUUAUCCCUGAUGAUGCUGCCAUCGAGAAGUCUCAGAUUCUGGAAGCUCUUGGUGCCACUGUCGAAAGGGUUAGACCUGUUUCAAUCACUCACAAGGAUCACUUUGUAAAUAUUGCAAGAAGAAGGGCGAUGGAAGCGAAUGAACUGGCAACCAAGUGCCCGGCCGACUACAAGGGUGGUUUCUUUGCCGAUCAGUUUGAGAACCUUGCCAAUUUUAGGGCGCACUAUGAAGAUACUGGACCUGAGAUAUGGCAGCAAGUUGGUGGCAAAUUGGAUGCUUUUGUUGCAGCUGCUGGCACGGGUGGUACUGUAGCAGGGGUUUCCCGGUUUUUGAAGGAAAAGAAUUCAGCCGUCAAGUGCUUUCUAAUUGAUCCGCCUGGUUCUGGUUUGUUCAACAAGGUGACAAGAGGAGUCAUGUACACUAAAGAGGAGGCUGAGGGCCGAAGACUGAGAAAUCCAUUUGAUACCAUCACUGAAGGAAUUGGGAUAAAUAGAUUGACCGAGAACUUUAAAAUGGCUGUGCUUGAUGGGGCAUUCCGAGGCUCUGAUAAGGAUGCUGUUGAAAUGUCAAGGUACUUAAUGAAGAAUGACGGCCUCUUCAUUGGCAGCUCUUCGGCAAUGAACUGUGUUGGAGCUGUCAAAGUGGCUCAACAAUUGGGUCCAGGUCACACCAUCGUCACAAUUUUAUGCGACAGCGGGAUGAGGCACCUGAGUAAGUUCUACAACGCCGAGUACUUGACCCUGUACAACUUGACACCUUCAGCUGUUGGACUAGAGUUCCUUGGUUUCGACGCUGAUGGGAAGAUUGUAAACGGACCCCGCGAGGCAAACGGCAUACAUGGUUGACGCCCAUCAGCAGAUUUCGCCACUGACUACACAACCUGAACUUUUGAAAGAUCGAAUCACAAUGAUAAUUCAUCCUAUCAUUGGUUUCACUGGUUUACAUUGUUGGUGAAAUUGUCGAGGUUUCUUCUCGUUUCUUUCGAUCUCGUAUUUAAUCAUAGAAUCAGAAGGUGUUCAUCAGCAGAAUUCAUUACCAAAUAUUAGACACUUAGCGUUACAUAGUUCAACUUCAUUGUACAGUUUUGAUUAGAGAUUCAAUGCAUUAUUUCUUCUGAGACAAGUAUAUAGAAGCAAUUGCUCUUCUUGCUCCAA